AAAGGCAACAACCGAAGCCAAAAAGCGAUAGCUCAUCUGUGUUUCUCAGAAGAGAAGCAAAGCCAAUCCGAGAGAGAGAGAGGGUACAUACAGUUCAGCAGACCCAACCCAAGGCGAAGCCAAGGGGAGGAGGGUGCAGGCAGGCACCUCAGAGGUUGGAGAGCCUUUGCGACUGAGAAUAAUGUCCUCCAUUAACGCAGCCAUCACCACCUCCACCAGCAGUAGCAACAGAAGACAGGCCUACUGGUGUCACGAAUGCGACGUGAGUGUCUCUCUCCUCCCUUGUUCUCCUCCUCUCCUCUGCCCACUCUGUCAGGGCGACUUCCUUGAAGAAAUGGAAUCCUCUUUCUUCCUUUUCCCCUUCUCCUCCUCUAACUCUAACCCUAAUAAUCCUACUGACGAUUCCACUCAUCCCUACUCUCCUCCUCCCUUCGAUCCUUUCCCCAUUCUCUCUCCUCCUCAUAUCCUAUCCCCCACUUCUGACGAAGACCUCGAUACCGACGACGACAACCUCAGUAUUCCCGCCGCCGCCUUCCGUGUUGCCCCCUCCUCCGAUCACUACCUCCUCGACAGCCAGUAUCUCGAUCGUCUCAUUCAGCAUCUCGCCCAUUCCGACGACGAUACCGACAGCUAUCGCAGCCCUGGUUCCACACCCGCCUCUAAGUCCUCCGUCGAAUCCAUCCCCACCAUCAAGAUUACUAGCUCCUUCCUGUCUUCUGAUACCAUUCUCUGUGCCGUUUGCAAAGACGAGUUCGUGGUCGACGUCGAGGCCAAGCAACUGCCUUGUAAGCAUAUUUACCACUCCAACUGUAUCCUGCCUUGGUUGUCGCAGCACAAUUCUUGUCCCGUUUGUCGGUUUCGUCUCCCCACCGAUGAGGUCGAGCCGAAACCCUGCCAAAGCACCAGCGUAGCCGUGAGGUUGGCGAAUAUGCUGGAGGACGAUGAUCUGUUUGGAAUUGGGGGUACGUUGAGGCAUAUUGCCAGGAGACACAGACUUGUAUUUCCUGCAAGAUCUACUGCGUCUGCGGUGGAAUCCAUUCAGAUGGCACAAGCUGAAACGAGCUCAACGGGGCCUGCCAAUAGUGGGGAGACUGUGUCUAGUCGGCCGGUUGAAGGAGGGAGUCGUAUGGGUGCUGCUGCUGCUGGUGGUGGAAGUGUCAGGGUGAAUGAGGAUGGUGAUACCGUAGUAUCCGAGUUUAGGGAGUUCUUGUUCGAUUAAGCAUAGGCUGUUGUUGGAUUCUCUUUUUCCAAACUUAAGGUCGAGUGCCAGAGCUGUGACAACUUAGCAGACAGAUUUACCAGCAAGACUUGGGGUUUCAAGAGAAUGACUAUGUUGGGGGUCACCAGGGCCAGGGGCUAAUUGUAAUCACAGUGAUAAGGGGGUGGUUCAGCAUUGCUGAUUUCUUCCUUAUGCUGUUAUUUUUUAACAGUGGUUUCUUUUUGCAUCUGAACGAGUUAGGCACCAUAUAUGAAUAAUGCUAUUGCAUUGUCAACUAAUCAUUGACAGUUAGUUCUGGGUCGGACCAACUUUAUGACCAACUAAUUGGACAAUUAUGUGGAUGCCUAGAAUGGACAGUAAAUUGAUGACUAGUCAACUACAAAGUUAUUUUAAAGCUUUAAUGCUUGUAUCUCGAAUUAUUUGAAAAAAAAUUAGAA
Messenger RNA from Nelumbo nucifera (sacred lotus), 1656 nucleotides. RefSeq names its product E3 ubiquitin-protein ligase RING1-like. Gene Ontology annotation, cellular component: cytoplasm. The record is from RefSeq and is a predicted model, not a curated record. Gene Ontology annotation, biological process: protein ubiquitination. Gene Ontology annotation, molecular function: ubiquitin protein ligase activity. Lineage: Eukaryota; Viridiplantae; Streptophyta; Magnoliopsida; Proteales; Nelumbonaceae.